Messenger RNA from Ostrea edulis (European flat oyster), 793 nucleotides. RefSeq lists its product as uncharacterized. The transcript has 5 exons. Lineage: Eukaryota; Metazoa; Mollusca; Bivalvia; Ostreida; Ostreidae. The record is from RefSeq and is a predicted model, not a curated record. Bases 59 to 634 code for a protein of 191 amino acids.
GACGUGGUAAGUAACAUUACGAGAGUCUACUCGUGUCUGUGAUACCGUCUCUAACUUGAUGGCAGGGAUCCUUGAUAUUAUGAGAACGUUCAGCGUCUGUGUUCUGGUUCUGUCUGGCCUCCAGCCUCAGGUUAACACAGAGACAAUCGUUAGAUACCAGCAGGAACAAUUAGAAUCAGCUGUGUGCGAGGAGGAUGCGGUCUGUACGGAGCUCAUGGAACUUCCGAGGGAUAACUACUUCAGUUUGAUGAGCUGCUCGUGUCCAACAGGAACCACUUGUCCCACUCGAGCUGGUGACUCCACUCUACCUUUUGGAAGAGGUCGAUGGUAUGGAUUGUGCCGUCCAGUUUCUGACAUACCAGAAUGCCGUCCAGGAGAAGUGGCAAGGAAACAGUACAAUGGUGUCCGUGAUGUGGGAUACCUCAAAUACACUCAGAUUAAAUGCCUGUGCCCCGGGGACGGUCAGAUAGGAACUAUUCCUACAACGGUGUGGACGAAGACUAGGAGAGACGAUCCUAGGGCCGACUCCGUGUUUGAAUUCAAAUGCGCAGACCAGACUUACAGGCUAACCAGUAAACGCGGAGGGCGUGGUCGAGGAAGAGGAGCAUUCCGAAAAUUUUACUUUUAUAAAUAGUUUAUCAUCGAAUGGAAAAUUAAGAAAACCAAACGUCAUACACAUAUGCACUUCAAUCGAAUGAUGUAGAAAUGUUUACCAGAUUUCUUUACGCUGAAUGAAAAACGAGUGCAAAUAUGUUUUAUAGUAUUUAUAGAAAAAUAAACUAGCAAAAGAAUU